AUGAAGACUUCGGUCUACCUCUUGAACCUGCAGCAAGCCCCCGGCGAGUCACUACGCUCCUACGUGCAGAGGUUCAAUGAGAAGAACGUGCAGAUACCUGAUCAGCAUGAGCAGGUAACCAUAGCUACCUUCACCAAUGGGCUGAUCGCGGGACUCUUCAAUACUGAGAUACACCGGGAUUACCCCCGCACGCUUCGGGAACUCUGGGAUCGAGUAGAUCAGGGGAUCCGGAGUGAAGAUCUAAACCGCAUGAAGCGAGAGGCUCAAGCCACUCGUACCGAGCAAGAUUCCCGGAGGAAAAAGGAUGCCAGCCGGGUCGAACAAGGGCCCAGCGGAUCGUCGGGUCAGUUCCGAGACCGCCGAAGUGUCUUCGACCGGAUUGUAAAAGGCAGGUCGUCCACCUCGGACGCCGAGCUGACGCCUCUCAAUUCCAGCCGGACCCAUGUCCUGGCUGUGAUGAGGCAGAAUCACCUCGGUCGAAACCCUCCUGAAAUUCCGGGGAGGAGAGAUAAGAGGAACUCAAACCUCUAUUGUGCCUACCACCGGGAUGUUGGGCACGAGACUGAAGAUUGCAAUGAUCUGAAACGAGAGAUCGAGAAUUUGAUCCGGCAAGGAUACCUGAAGCAAUUCGUCCGCAAGGAUGGAGCUAUCAACCGAAGUGCCUCCCACCGGGAGAACCGGGGCCCCCGCCGGGACGACCGGCGGGACACGAACAUGCAUUGCCGAGGUCCCGAGGAUCGUAGGGAGGACAAGCAGCCUCCACGCGACGGAUCACCGGGCUACGGCCCCAACAUCGCUGGGGUGAUCAACACGAUCGCGGGAGGACCAACGGGAGGAGACAUCCAGAACUCUCGGAAGCGAACCUACCGCCAGGCCGGGAUGGAGGUGGCCGAGCCGAGCUCCCGGUUGUCCGAGGUCAUCACCUAUGGUCCCACUGACCCCGUCCCCGCCGCUUCCAGCAACCACGAAGCCCUCGUGAUCGAGGUCCUCACCAACAACUACAUAGUCAAAAAGGUCUAUGUUGACCCCGGAAGCUCGGUAGACGUCUUGUACUACCGAACCUUCGAGAGUUUGAAACUGACCAGGGAGCAACUCACUCCAGUCAGAACUCCCCUCGUUGGAUUUGGGGGACACGUCGUCCACUCGGAGGGCAUGGUGACCCUGAUGGUAACGAUUGGGCGUCAUUCACGCUGCCGAACUGUGCCUGUCAGUUUUGCGAUGGUCAAAGCAGACUCUCCCUACAACAUGCUGAUAGGCCGGCCUACGCUCAACGCCUUGAGAGCCGUAUACUCCACCUACCACCUGAGCUUUAAGUUCCCAACACCUGAGGGGGUGGCCGAGGUGAGCAGCGACGUGGGCGCCGCCCGGAAAUGCUACCUCGCCACCAUUCAAGCGGCAGUCACACCCCGGCCCUCGCCGAGGUCAGAAGAAAAGAGGCCCGCGAUCCUCUCCAUAGACUGCAUCGACCCUCAGGAGGCAGGAGAGCCCAACAGACUUGAGCCCGGGGAUGAGGUGGAACACGUGGUCUUGGAUGAAGCGAAACCUGACCAAGUGGUCCAAGUAGGGGCCGGACUCCCCUCGCCCCUGAAAGAAGAAAUGAUCUCCCUGAUCAAGGACCACCGAGACGUCUUCGCGUGGUCCGCAGAUGAAGUGGUCGGAGUGCCACCCGAGCUCAUGAUUCAUCAACUCAACGUUAACCCACAGGCCCGACCUGUGCGGCAGAAACGAAGGCACUUCGGUCCCGAACGUAGCAAGGCCAUAUCGGAUGAGGUCGACAAGCUCCUGCCCGCUAAAAUGAUUCAUGAAGUCCAAUACCCCACCUGGCUGUCCAACCCAGUCAUGGUCAAAAAGGACACCGGUGGUUGGAGGAUGUGUGUGGACUUCACAGACCUCAACAAGGCCUGCCCCAAAGAUUGCUAUCCUCUGCCAAGGAUAGACGCCCUAGUCGAUUCGGCGAUGGGACAUGAGAUCCUCUGCUUCCUGGAUGCCUUCAAAGGGUAUCAUCAAAUAGGAAUGAGUGAGGAGGACCAAGAGAAAACGGCAUUCUACACCGACCAAGGUGUCUACUGCUAUACCACCAUGCCGUUCGGGCUAAAAAACGCCGGGGCGACCUAUCAAAGGUUGAUCAACCGCCUCUUCAAGGAUCAGAUCGGCCGAAAUGUGGAAGCCUAUGUGGACGACAUUCUCGUCAAAAGCUUAACCACUUCGGCCUUCCUGUCGGAUGUGAGGGAGGUCUUCGGCGUCCUCCGCAACUCGAGGAUGAAGUUAAACCCCAAGAAAUGCGUCUUUGGCGUCACCUCAGGAAAGUUCCUGGGGUAUUUGGUUUCCCACCGGGGAAUCAAGGCCAACCCCGACAAGGUCAAGGCCAUUCAAGAUAUGUGCCCACCUCGGAACCUUCGAGAAGUCCAGCGACUGAACGGACGCCUGGCUGCGCUGAACCGCUUCCUAUCCCAGUCCGCAGAAAAAGCUUUGCCCUUUUUCAAGGUGCUUAAGAAGGCCGAUCAAUUUGCCUGGACUGAGGAGUGCCAGGCUGCCUUCGACAAGCUGAAGCAGUACCUGCACCACCUACCCACCCUCGCUUCAUCUCGGCCCGAGGAGAAGCUGUACCUCUACCUCUCCGCAGCGGACGAGGCUGUCAGCGCUGUGCUCAUCCGGGAUGAGGGCACUCAAGUGCCAGUCUACUAUGUCAGCCGAGCUCUCCGUGGGCCGGAGACUCGAUACACUCAAGUGGAAAAACUUGUGCUAGGACUAGUUCACGCCUCCCGACGGCUGAAACCCUAUUUCUUAGCUCAUCCCAUCUCCGUCAGGACCGACCAGCCCCUCCGACAGAUACUGCUGCGGCCCGAGGCCUCCGGGCGCCUCACUAAGUGGGCCGUUGAGUUGGGGAAGUACGACCUGUCGUAUGAGCCGCGCACCGCCAUAAAAGCUCAAGCCUUAGCCGAUUUCUUGAGCUCACCUUCAGUCGAGAAUCCACCUCCGUCAAAGUGUCCACCUCCCCACUGUGGACUGUAUGUGGACGGAUCCUCUAAUGGAUAUGGCAGUGGAGCAGGACUGCUCCUGGAGGGCCCCCAGGGGGAAGUGUGCUCGUAUGCCCUCCGCUUUGACUUCCCGGCCACCAACAAUGAAGUCGAGUAUGAGGCCUUGAUCGCAGGACUCCAACUAGCCCGCAGGCUUGGUGCACAGCGGAUACACGUCCGCAGCGACUCUCAACUCGUAGUCUACCAAGUCAUUGGUGAGUAUGAGGCCAAGGACGAAACCAUGCAACGGUAUCUGUCCAAAGUCCACCAACUCAUCGCGUACUUCGAAUCUUUCGAAAUCCAAAGAAUUCCCCACUCCCAGAAUAGGCGGGCCGACGCCAUAUCCCGGUUGGCUUCCACCUCAUUUUCUGACCUCAACAAGACAGUCUUAGUGGAAGUCCUGAAUGAACCGGGAUACAUGGAAGAGGUGGCCUGCCCUGUGCAUUCUGAGGAUACUUGGAUGACCCCGUUCAUUCUCUUCUUGGGUCAGGGAACCCUUCCCGAAGACCGAGCCGAGGCGAGGAAGAUACAACGCAAGGCUGCUCGGUAUGCUCUCCGCGAUGGGGAACUGUAUAAGCGUUCCUACCUCGGCCCGUGGCUGAGGUGUGUCACCCCCGAGACAGGACGCCAUGUCCUCCACGAGAUCCACGAAGGCCUGUGUGGAGCUCACGUCGGCCACAGAAUGCUAGCCAAGAAGGCUUUGCUUCUUGGAUAUUUCUGGCCCUCUGUUCGACAAGAUGCUCAAAAUCUUGUUCUCAACUGCCCAUCCUGCCAAGCCCACGCCCCUGAGCUUCACCAACCCUCGAACUUCAUGUGGGUUGAAGCCGAGCCUCUACGGACCAUCACAGGGCUGGCCAUUCAGAAAUUCUUUUGGAAAUGUAUUGUUUGCCGCUUCGGCAUACCUCAGAUCAUCGUCUCGGACAAUGGAAGACAGUUUGCCGAGAACCCCUUCAAGGCUUGGUGCCAGAACCUCAGCAUCAGACAGCAUUUCACUUCGGUAGGCCACCCUCAGGCCAAUGGUCAGGUCGAAAACUUCAACCGCACUCUCUUGCAUGGCCUCAAGAUCCGACUACACCGAGCUGGAUCAUCUUGGGUGGAGGAACUCUCCAGUGUUCUGUGGUCAUAUCGGACCACGCCGAGGUCAUCUACGCAAGAGACCCUCUUCUCCUUAACCUAUAGAGCUGAGGCGGUCAUCCCUGCUGAGAUCCUUACACCCAGUCCUCGGCUGACAGCCUAUGUAGCCGAGGUGAACGAAGAGGAGAGACAGUUGGAUCUCGACCUCGUCGACGAGAAAAGGGACAUCGCCUCAGCUCGAAUCGCUUCCUACAAGAACACUCUGGCCCACUACUACAAUGCCCGCGUCAAGCAUCGGCGAUUCCUGCCAGGAGACUUGGUGCUUAGAAAAAACUCGGUCAGCCGAGCUGAACCACAAGGGAAAUUAGGCCCGAAGUGGGAGGGCCCUUACCGAGUUGUGGAAUCCAGCCUAAGUGGCUAUUGUAAAUUAAGUUACCGAGAUGGCUCUCUAGUGCCGAGAACUUGGCACGCCGAGAAUCUCAGACUGUAUCAUGCUUGA
Molecule: messenger RNA, 4590 nt
Organism: Coffea eugenioides
Lineage: Eukaryota; Viridiplantae; Streptophyta; Magnoliopsida; Gentianales; Rubiaceae
Exons: 2
Coding region: 1-4590 (1529 amino acids)
Biological process (GO): DNA integration
Molecular function (GO): nucleic acid binding; RNA-DNA hybrid ribonuclease activity
Source: RefSeq, a predicted model, not a curated record